Centropristis striata (black sea bass) is the source of this 3547-nucleotide messenger RNA. It is a transcript of the gene parm1, whose product is annotated as prostate androgen-regulated mucin-like protein 1. The coding region runs from base 79 to 1131 and encodes 350 amino acids. The record is from RefSeq and is a predicted model, not a curated record. Gene Ontology annotation, cellular component: late endosome; early endosome; plasma membrane. NCBI's taxonomy places the organism in Eukaryota, Metazoa, Chordata, Actinopteri, Perciformes, Serranidae. The transcript has 4 exons.
AACUGUCCACGGGAGCACAGAGCACUGAGCUGCUGCUACACAUCUGUUUGUGGAGAUAUAUAUCGUGGAGAGGACACAAUGAUGGGGGUCGGCAUGCAAACUCUGAUAACAUAUCUACUGUUGUGUGGUGCAACUCAGUUGAUACCUGCAUCUUCUGUCACCGGUCCGACUCCAUCCACAUCUGGAAUACAGGACAUUAGCACCAGCGUCCCGAGCAACAGUGCCAGCCCUGGCAACAUCCAAACCACUAUCAGCCUAAGCACCAGCAACAAACAAGCAACCACCAGACCCAGCACCACCCAAAUCGCCACCACAAACCCCGGUACCACCAACCUCCAAACCACCACCAACCCCCAAACCACCACCAGACCCAACACCACCCAAGUCGCCACCACCAACCCCGGUACCACCAACCUCCAAACCACCAGCAACCCCCAAACCACCACCAGACCCAGCACCAUCCAAGUCACCACCACCAACAUCCAGACCACCAGCAUCCCCCAAACCGACACCAGCCCCAGCACUGGCUCUGGCACCACUGAAACCACCAGCUACAUCACCAGCAACGCCACCGUCCAACCCACUAACGAUACCACCAGCAACUCCACCAGCCCCAGCACCUCCAACACCAUCCAAACCCCCAACACUGCCACUAGCCCCAGCACAAGCACUAUCCAUGCCACCAGCACUGCCACUAGCCCCAGCACAAGCACUAUCCAUGCCACCAGCACUGCCACUAGCCCCAGCACAAGCACUAUCCAUGCCACCAGCACUGCCACUAGCCCCAGCACAAGCACUGUCCAUGCCACCAGCACUGCCACUAGCCCCAGCACAAGCACCAUCCAAACCACCAGUCCCAACACUGGCUCUAGCACCACCCAAACCAUCAUCACAACCAGGAUCACUACUAGUGCCACCAGCACCACCACGCUGGCACAAGAAGGACAUGGCUCCAAGGCACUGAGCUCAGGAAGUAUUGCAGCCAUUCUUUUUGUGUUCAUCGUCACUGUCACCCUAGUGUUAGUUGGGCUGUACUUCUACAAGAUCCGACGUACAUCCUACGGCCCUCUCCUGGACAACAGUGACCACGGCCAUUUGGGAAACUUCAGCAACCCCAUGUAUGACCCUUGAAUUUUAACUUUUGUCCAACUUCGGAAGUGACUCCUUCAACCGAAAAUUCUAAGUCUGCAGAAGAAGACAUUCUGAUCAGAGUGUGUUGUUAGUGUGUGGGCAGUAAGUUCAGGACAGUCACAGUUUAUAACUGUGGCAUGCAGCCUGAUUGCCUCAAUGCAAAACAGAAAACAGAAUAUAUCUUUGUUCAGGUAGCCUUGUUUCUUUUAUUGCUAGGUACAGUCAUGGAAACACAUAGGACUGCAGCUUUCAUUCAGGAAGCUUUUCACACAGCACAUAGACAAAAAGGAGCGGAUUUUGUUAAAUCUACCAGGACUUUAGAACAAAAACGUUAUUACUAGCACUGUAGUCAAUAUGACUUUAAAGCAGUAUUUAGGAUGGGAAUUGUUAAGAAAAAUCUGACAGUGUCAGAGAGAAGCAAUGGAAACUGAUUAUUAUGAAAUACAAAACUCCACCAAAAUAUGUGAUAUACACUGAUAUAAAAGGCCUGAAAUGAUGCAUGAAGUGCAUAUAAUGUACAGCAGAUGUACAUCAUGACCCAAAGUGUUUAAUUAUCUCCAUGGAUGGUUCCUAGAGGCACCUACUGAGAAACCUCUUUCUUACUUGAACUGUGAAAUGAUGUCGCACAAGUAGAUAAAUGUUCAAAGAAUGUUUUUAGAUAUCAACCUGAAUGUAACCAGUUAGAUAAAGUUUAAAGCUCAUGGAAAUUCUGAGAAAGCACUGAAAAGGAUGGUGACAACACAUCUAAACUGCCUGAGCUUAUCAAGGAUGGAAACAAGAAUAGAAUCUCAUUUUUAAGGUAAACUAAAAAAAGAAAAAAAUGUUAGCUUCCUGUCACUUUCUGUGGGAUUCUGAAAAGAAUUUGGACAAUUUUGAGUGAAAAAGAAAGAGCCAAACCUUACUUUUACAUGAAUUUAAUUCCUCCUAUAAGCUAGGGAGUAGAGACAUUUUUACACAAAGGGGCAACGUUAGCAUUAGAUGCUAUGACAACUCAGAAAUUAGACUCAUUUGAGAAAAAUAUUAAAGGUUUCAUUCAGUAACUUUUGUAGUGUGUAAAAAAUGUGUUUUCCAUCCAAGGAGCUGCAUCACAUGUAGUGAUUUAAAAUGAAUAUGAAUUGUUUAUAUAUAUACUAACUGAAUGGUGCAGAGGCAGAGAGAGAGAGACCAGCCUUUAAAAGGAUACCACGGAGCCUGACCUUUGACCCCUGUGGGGGGUAACCAAACAACACAGCAAUAAUCUCAGAAUGGAGAUUAGGGCCCUGUACUACCAAGCAGCAAGGGUGGUGGGUUUUCUCCCUGCACGUUUGUUUUUUUAACAUCAAAGCAAAACUUUUAUUUAUGGGAAUACACAAAUGUAAUUAUGGUCACAUGUAUGUGGUAGUGAUGUAAAAAUAGACUACGCACUAGAUAAAGCUUCCUUCUUUUUCAUUUAAUUUAAAAAAAUUCUUUUUAAAUUUAAAAGAUUUUCCCCCAAAUUUCCCAUGUUCUUCUUUUCAGCCCCUUCGUCCAGAUGUGCAUGCCUUUGUUAACAUUGUUGCACUGAUAUAAUAAGCCUAUUCUUCGUAUUUACUAAUAUUAGUUUGCUCUCAGUUUUAUAGUAGACGUAUUUGUGUCUCUGAUUGGUCAUAUGAUACAAACUCUGCCUCUUUCAUGUGAAAGACUACAUUCAUGACUACAUUUGGAAACCCUGGGUUGACCAACCAAGUUGAUAACCCCUCCGUGUGACCGAUUCCCUUAGAUUGCAGUUCUGCAAAGCCAGAUAACAAAAAGAUACCUGAAGUAUGUUGAACUCGCUUCAUAGUACAGUGUCCUGAGGUUCUUACAUCAAGUUAAAAAUCCAAUUUACAGAAAAUGUGGCCUAAAUAAAUGUGGGGCAGGGAGUUGUGUCUCUCUCAUACCCUACCAGACCUGAACAACUACUAUUUAUGAGCCUUUUUUUAUUAUUGAAUGUGAUUCAUGUGACGUGUGAGUGUGAUUUUGCUUUGAUUAGCAGCCAGGCUGCAUUUAUGAGUGUGAUUUUCUCUUCUUAAGUAUUUGAAGUAGUACUGUUUGCAUCCAGGUGAAAACUAAUGUGACAGAUUUUUAUUGUGUGAUAUGAUUGUACUAAAUUGUUUGUGCAAUAAAAGUGAUAAAGGUUUCAUGUGAAUUCCUCUGAUGUUCAUUUCACAACCCAGUCAUCAGAAUAAAAGUCCACUGCUUUGACAGAGGAUGAAUCAUACUGAUUUGGGGUUAAUAUGCGGUGGACAUUUGUGGCUUUGAGUGAAAUCUGUUGUGGAUGGAUUGUUAAGAUUUAUUUGGUAGACAGUCAUGUUAACAGCUGGACUUUUUGUUUACUUGUGUAAUCUCCUGACUUUCUGUUCAACAUACAUUUUUUAUGUUUCACUUGUGACCAAAUACCUUUAAAACUUGACAUUUC